UUAGAAAUAGGAACCAAGAUAUUCGCACAUGUUGUGUUUCCGGUGUCUGUCAAAAAUGUUCCCCUGUGCUUGCAAGACACUUUUGAGAACUCAGAUAGUUUUAGAAAAUACUAUUCACAGAUCGUUAUCAUCGGGAUAUAGAAGUAAAAUAUCGUUAGAAACUUUGUAUCCAAAAAGUGAACAAGAAAAAAAUGGCAAGGGAGCAGAUGUAACUAGUCAAGUGUCAGAUAAAGAAAGAUUUUCAGGAGUUAUACCAUUAGAUGAACUACAGUUUCAGUAUUGCCUGUCAAGUGGGGCUGGAGGACAGAAUGUUAACAAAGUCAACACGAAGGUAGAAGUGCGAUUUAAUAUAGACAAAGCCUCAUGGAUUCCAGAGUGGAUUAAACCAAAGUUGAAAGAACAGCAACAGAAUCGGGUAACGAAGGAUGGAGACUUUGUGGUGCGAUCAGAGAAGACUCGUAAACAGAUACUGAAUCAGGCAGAUUGUUUAGACAAAAUUAGACACAUGAUUUUCCAAGCAUCUGUCCUCCCAAAAGAACUCACUCCAGAACAAAAAGCCAUUAUAAAGGAAAGGGAGGAAGCAGCUAAUAGACGAAGACUGGAGGACAAAAAAAGACGUUCCUUAUUAAAAGCUAGAAGACAACUGGAUGCUUGAUAGUUACUUGUUCAAAUUUUCAUAUAAACCAUGCAUUUUAUA
Molecule: messenger RNA, 697 nt
Organism: Mercenaria mercenaria
Lineage: Eukaryota; Metazoa; Mollusca; Bivalvia; Venerida; Veneridae
Product: peptidyl-tRNA hydrolase ICT1, mitochondrial-like
Exons: 6
Coding region: 29-655 (208 amino acids)
Biological process (GO): mitochondrial translational termination
Cellular component (GO): mitochondrial large ribosomal subunit
Molecular function (GO): translation release factor activity
Source: RefSeq, a predicted model, not a curated record